Molecule: messenger RNA, 993 nt
Organism: Dujonia railenensis
Lineage: Eukaryota; Fungi; Ascomycota; Pichiomycetes; Serinales; Debaryomycetaceae
Source: the annotation of a GenBank genome assembly
AUGAGCAAGUUCAUGUUGAAUACCCUUGGAUUGGGUUCGGUAGGGAUCGCUUCGUACUUUUGGGGAAGAUCUUCUACUCCUCAAUCGCCAGUGCAGCCACCUUCUAAUCCUACUUCUACUGGUAUUGUGCCUGCGAAAGGAAAUAACCAGAAUUCCGUUGGAGCUUUUGAUCCAGCAACGAUUAGACCACAAGAUUUCUUCAAAUACGGAUAUCCUGGCCCAAAUCAUGACUUGGGAAACAGAAAUGAAUUUAUUAGUUGCUAUGACAGAAGCACAAGAAACCCGUACUGGGUAUUGGAACACAUAACACCCCAAUCUAUUAAGUCGGUGGAGGGCGUGGAUCGUAAGAAAUCCGUUUUCAGAGAAGACGAGGCUAUUCCAUUAAAAUUCAGAGCAAGAUUAAGAGAUUAUUUCAGAAGUGGGUACGAUAGAGGUCACCAGGCACCAGCAGCAGAUGCAAAGUUCACACAGGAGACCAUGAACGAAACUUUCUUGCUAACAAACAUGUCUCCACAAGUUGGAGAUGGAUUUAACCGAGACUAUUGGGCGCAUUUCGAAGAUUUUUGUAGGAGAUUGACUCAAAAGUAUGACAAUGUCAGAAUCAUGACAGGUCCCUUGUAUUUGCCAAAAUUAUGUGAAGAUGAUAAAUAUAGAGUAACGUACGAAGUCAUUGGAUCCCCGCCAAACAUUGCGGUUCCAACGCACUUCUUCAAGUUAGUGGUGGGUGAGAAGAAUGGUGAUGAGCAGAUUGCAGCAGCUGCGUUUGUUAUGCCCAAUGAGCCUAUUGACAACGCAAGGAGCUUAACCGAGUUCCAAGUGCCAAUUGACGCCUUAGAGAGAUCUGCAGGUUUGGAGUUGCUACAAAAGGUCCCAUACUAUAACAAGAAGGAUUUAUGUAGAGAGGUCAAGUGUGAGAUCAUAGUACGAGAGUUCCCCAAGGCCAUCCAAAGAGCAGCAUCAGCACCUGCAGGAUUGCCUGCACCACGUAAUUGA